AUGAUUCAGAUUAUUUACCUUUUGUCUGUAAUUAUAUCGCAUGCAAAGUCAUACAAACCGAAAGGGUGUUUCAACAAGUUCCAACAGUGUGCACGUACAGGCAAAAGGGUUUUUGUUCAGUCACUGUCCUGGGUAAGACAGAAACCUGCAUCCAGGCAGAGUGUGGAGAUCGUGCGUGGGAAUCGGUAUUUGGAAUGUAAGAAAAUUAAAGGAGCUGGGAAAGCUAAACACCAUUGUAAUGAGAUGGAUAGAAAUAAAUUGGAGUUUCUUGGAAUGGCCGAGACAAAUUGGGCCAAUUGUGGCAGUUUUACAACUCAUGAAACAAAAACUGUUGUCUAUUCCGGAAAAGAGGAAGGGGCAGGUUAUAGCCAUGGAGUGGCAGUUGUUCUUUCAAAAGAAACCGCGAAAGCUAUGAUUGGGUAUAACCCUAUUUCAGACAGGAUUAUAAAAGUAAGACUCCAAGCUAAACCAUACAACAUCACCCUUGUAAUGUGUUAUGCACCCACCAGUACUGCAAAUGAUGAAGAAAUAGAUGAAUUCUACAGUUCACUACAACAGAGUCUAGACAAGACGGCCAGUAGAGACAUCACAAUUAUAACGGGAGAUUUUAACGCUAAGGUGGGACGACAAAGAACCAACUCGGACUGUGCUGGUAUGUUCGGACUGGGAGAACAAAAUGAGCGUGGUGAGAACCUUAUCGAUUUCUGCAGAACAAAUAAUCUAGUGAUUACGAAUACAAUGUUCAAACAUCACCCAAGACACCUGUACACCUGGACAUCACCGGACAAGCAAACACGAAAUCAAAUAGACUAUGUCCUCAUAAAUCAAAAAUGGAAAGAAAGUAAAGCAAUUCAGUCACAAAUUCAAUCAAAGGGAGUCAAGAAACUUACAAACAAGUUUAGACCUACUAUAGAUACAAUAAAAGAUGAAAACAAUAAGGUAUUGUUCGAAGGCGAAGAGGUGAAGAGUAGAUGGAAGCAAUACUGCUAUGAACUCUACAAGAAGAAUGAUAACACUUCUGUGAGAACUGCAUUGUUACACGAUACUGACGAAUUAAGUGAAGAACCACCACCACUGUAUUCAGAAGUUGAAAAAGCCAUCAAAGAAUUAAAAAUCGGAAAAAGUCCUGGUUUUGACAACAUUGCAUCAGAGCUCAUAAAAAUUGGAAAUCACAAUGUCACGAAAUUCUUCCAGAAAUUGUGCACAAAAAUUUGGGAAAAGAAAGAGUGGCCAGAAGACUAG
Penaeus indicus is the source of this 1242-nucleotide messenger RNA. Its product is annotated as craniofacial development protein 2-like. Bases 1 to 1242 code for a protein of 413 amino acids. Gene Ontology annotation, biological process: chromatin remodeling. Gene Ontology annotation, cellular component: nucleus. Gene Ontology annotation, molecular function: catalytic activity. Lineage: Eukaryota; Metazoa; Arthropoda; Malacostraca; Decapoda; Penaeidae. The record is from RefSeq and is a predicted model, not a curated record. The transcript has 4 exons.